This is a messenger RNA of Aegilops tauschii subsp. strangulata, 906 nucleotides long. Lineage: Eukaryota; Viridiplantae; Streptophyta; Magnoliopsida; Poales; Poaceae. The record is from RefSeq and is a predicted model, not a curated record.
AUGGAUGUGGACCGGGAAGCGAGAGCAGUGUUUGACAGUCUAGUUCGCAUUGAAGUGGGGAGGGGAGACAAGGUGUUGUUCUGGAGGGAUAGAUGGAUACACGGUUUUACCGUCAAGGACAUUGCGCCGCUCAUACAUGCUCAAGUGGACACGCGCACCGUUAACAAAAGGACAGUGCAGGAGGGGUUCGACAAUGGCAGGUGGCUCUUGGACUUACAUGGGGAGCUGAACUUUGGGAGUCAUCUGCAACUCUUGCACCUCAAUUUGGUCGUCAACACGGUGAUUCUGGACCCUUCUAGCGAUGAUUUGUUUUCUUGGCCGGCGGACUCGUCUGGUCGCUACACUGCUCAAUCCACAUAUCACAGAUUAUGCCUUGGAACGGAGAGGGUGCCAUUUGCCUCUUGCAUUUGGAAAAGUUGGGCGCUUCUCAAGUGCAAACUCUUUGCCUGGCUGGCGGUGCAACAUCGGAUUUGGACGACGGAUAGGAGAGCGAGGCAUGGCCUGCAGGAGGUGCCUUCGGCUUGCUAUACGUGUCUCCAAGAGGAGGACAAUGCAGAACACAUCUUGGUGCAGUGCGUGUAUGCCAGAGAAGUGUGGCAUUAUACCUGGAACACGCUAGGAUUGCAGGGCCGCAUUCCGGAGGCUCAUGCUAGUUUGUUGGACUGGUGGCUUGAGGGUAGGAGCUCCUUUAGGAGAAGUUGGAAACGUGGCUUUGACACUCUUGUUAUCGCCACAAUCUGGGUGCUCUGGAAGCAACGUAACGCGAGAGUUUUCAAUAGGACCUGCCAACAACUACAGGCGCAUGGGCUGUCCAUUGCCAUUUUGGACGAGCUCAAGGAGUGGAAGGCGGCGGGUCUAGGUGGAAGAGGGUUCCUUAUGUUUUGUGAGAAUAUAGGCAUAGGCUAA